AUGUGUAUAUUUCUUCAUCGAAUAUUUGGCUAUCGCGGUGUUGUAUUAUUUCCAUGGUUGGCACGUGUUUAUGAUCGCUCUGAAACACUAAAAACUGAUUUACGUACUCAUGCAUCAUCGCACGAAGUUAAAGCAAAAACUUUAACUUAUUAUCAAGUAUUAAUCGAUACGCGAGAUAUGCCAUAUAUUCGUGCACAAACAGAAGCUGUUACAUUUCUUGGAAAUCAAGAUUCGAAUAGAUCACUUUAUGCCAUACCUGGUUUAGACUACGUUGCUCAUGAAGAUGUUUUACCCUAUACGAGUACAGAACGAACUCCCAUUAUUCACGAAUUAUUUGAUAAAUUUUUGAUGCAUGAUCCUGAUUCCAGUCCACAAUUUGUACCGCGUGAACAUUUAAAAUCUUGGCAAGAUCGACAUCAUUUAUGGUUAGAAUUAUCCGACGUAUGCAAAGAUGUGACGCAAGGAAUAAGAGUAACCGUAAUACCAUUUUACAUGGGUUGUCGAUCGCAUCAAGCGAGUAAUGUUUAUUGGUGGCGAUAUUCAAUUCGAAUUGAAAAUUUAGUACCAGAUGAAUCGGUUACAUUACGUGAACGACAUUGGAGAAUAUUUAGUUUAAGUGGUACACUGGAGACGGUUCGUGGAAAAGGUGUUGUAGGUCACGAGCCUCGUUUAUCUCGUGAAUAUCCAGUAUUUCAAUAUAGUAGCCACGUGUCAUUACAAGCUCCAUCUGGUCAUAUGUGGGGAACGUUCAAAAUGGAACGAGAUGAUGGAACUUAUUUUGAAGUGAGAAUACCACCAUUUAAUCUCGAAUGCAAAGAAAAGGAAAAAUCACCAAUAUUAUCUUGA
Didymodactylos carnosus is the source of this 846-nucleotide messenger RNA. Lineage: Eukaryota; Metazoa; Rotifera; Eurotatoria; Philodinida; Philodinidae. The record is from the annotation of a GenBank genome assembly.